GAGUUCCUGCCUGGACUCUGCCCAUUUUCAGCUGCCCAGCCUUGGGCAAGUGAUCUACUUCUCUGAUGCCUCAGUUAUCUCAUCUCUCUGACAGGGAUAAUUAGGCUGGGACUGUUUGGGUGUUCUCGAAAGGGGUCUCCUGAGUCCCAGGAAACCUUGAAGGAAAGUGAUUUGGCAUAAACUCACCUCCUAAUUAAGGAGGGCUUCAGUGCUGCAUUUUACUAUUCCUUCUGGAUUUUGCCAUUUAUAAAUUGAAGCAAGUUUCUCUGGGAUAGAAUGUUUGGGAGAAAUGCAGUGAUAAGGAUGACUGAAAAAAGAAAAAAACUCGCCAAAGUAUUGUCAUUUCCCUUGCUCUUCCCUUACCCAGCUUCCCAAGGUCUACAACUCGAACAAAGACAGUCAGAACGAAGGAACUGCGCAGUUGGACAGCAUUGGCUUCAGCAUAAUCAGGAAAUGCAUCCAUGCUGUGGAAACCAGAGGGAUCAACGAGCAAGGGCUGUACCGAAUUGUGGGGGUCAACUCCAGAGUGCAGAAGUUACUGAGUGUCCUGAUGGAUCCUAAGACAGCUUCUGAGACAGAAACGGAUAUCUGUGCUGAAUGGGAGAUAAAGACUAUCACUAGUGCUCUGAAGACAUACCUAAGAAUGCUUCCAGGACCACUCAUGAUGUAUCAAUUUCAAAGAAGUUUCAUUAAAGCAGCAAAGUUGGAGAACCAGGAGUCCCGGGUCUCCGAAAUCCACAGCCUUGUUCAUCGACUCCCAGAGAAAAAUCGGCAAAUGUUACAGCUGCUCAUGAAUCACUUGGCAAAUGUUGCUAACAAUCACAAGCAGAAUUUGAUGACGGUGGCAAACCUUGGCGUGGUGUUUGGACCCACUCUGCUGCGGCCUCAAGAAGAAACAGUAGCAGCCAUCAUGGAUAUAAAAUUUCAGAAUAUUGUCAUUGAGAUCCUAAUAGAAAACCAUGAGAAGAUAUUUAACACUGUGCCUGAUAUGCCCCUCACCAAUGUGCAGCUACACCUGUCCCGGAAGAAGAGCAGUGACUCCAAGCCCCCGUCCUGCAGCGAGAGGCCCCUGACGCUCUUCCACACUGUGCAGUCAACAGAGAAACAGGAACAAAGGAACAGCAUCAUCAACUCCAGUUUGGAAUCUGUCUCAUCAAAUCCAAACAGCAUCCUUAAUUCCAGCAGCAGCUUACAACCCACCAUGAAUUCCAGUGACCCAGAUCUGGAUGUGGUCAAACCUACCCGACCUAACUCACUCCCCCCGAAUGCAAGCCCAACUUCACCCCUCUCGCCAUCUUGGCCCAUGUUCUCGGCGCCAUCCAGCCCUAUGCCCACCUCAUCCACGUCCAGCGACUCAUCCCCCGUCAGCACACCGUUCCGGAAGGCAAAAGCCUUAUAUGCCUGUAAAGCUGAACAUGACUCAGAACUCUCAUUCACCGCAGGCACAGUCUUUGAGAAUGUCCAUCCAUCUCAGGAGCCUGGCUGGUUGGAGGGGACUCUGAACGGAAAGACUGGCCUCAUCCCCGAGAACUACGUGGAGUUCCUCUAACCGUGGGCCCCCAGCAGACCUGCUGAGCUUACAUGGUAUCCAUGACAACUGCUGAUUCCAGUGUUGUAGGCCAUUUCUCUUCACCCUUGAGAAAUGCAGCAUGACUGACUAUUGCUGCCUGUCAACAGGACUGUUUCUGUGAGCUCUGGUGUCACCCAUCUCCAUAAUCAUCUCAGUCGACACUCGGCGACACUGCAGGAGACAGAAGUCAAUCAGCAGAGGAGGCCAUUUGAUUUUGAUAGCAAGCUAUUUUCUCAUGAAUACCCUCAGUAGUGAGCCCUCUUUCUGUUUCAACAGUCAUCCAAACCCCCCAACCUGCUGAAAGAGGAAGUGAGAUAUAAGCAGUCCCAAGAGCACUCUGUAGCUGCAUCUGACAGAACUGAGCGAGGGAAUUAGUGCCGAGAUCCAGGCUGCAUCAGUGCUUUUGUUUACACUCUCUGUACCCCACCUCUAAGUACUCAAGCCCAUGGUCUGCGGGCAGCUGUGUCUGUACUCAUGCACAUGGAGUGGGCUUAUAGCGCUGUUUGUUUAAGAUCCAAUCUCUCACCAUCUCUAAGGCAGCGGCUGGCCUGUCAGCAAAAGGCCGUCCAGUCCUCUCAUGCACAGGAACACACGCCCCACAUUUCCCCUUUCCGGGCUAAGAGCGUCUCUGCCACCGAGGGCUGCUGUCACCUAGUAACCACGGCAACCCAACCUACUCUAAACCAAACCCAGAAAAAUAGCACGCUCUCUUUGCAUGACACGUUUUUUUUCUCUCCUCCUUUUGGGGAGUUUUUUUUAAUGGUUUUCCAAAAUCCUGACACAGAGGAUCAAGGAGUCAGGGUGGUCUACUUGGGGACGACAGGAGGGCAGCUGGGAAAUGUUCCUUUCUGGUGCAUUUCAGCAGCAUCGGGAUAUGUUUGGAGCAAACUCUAGCAACCUCUUGUUAUAUACAGGCUUAAUGUUUCUGUUCUUCCAUUUAACUGGUGUUUACUUUCUAGAGGGUGAGAUGCUGCCUCUCCUUGAUUCCCCCAUACUCCCCUUAAUUCACUCAACCCUGCCUGUGCCCCUGCCUUCCUUGACCACCACUGACCAGCCCUUUUGUACUGCUAUGGGCUGCUGCACAUUGGUGGCCUGAUGGUUUUCAAGGCUAAUUCCCCAACCAAGCCAAUGGCCUAUAGUUUAAAAAGACAUCUGUGUUCACUGCCACUCAGAAAAAGGGAAUUGUUUCUCAGUCUUUCAAGACAUGAGAUUAAUACCAUAGGCCAUUGUGAUACAGGAAGACACCAAGAGGUUGGGACACAGAGGGUGGGAUGGGUACCUUCUGAGAAAGAGAAUUUUCUGGUCUAAAGGGGCUAAGUUGUAUAGAAGCCUGCCUUGGCUGGGUAGGUUCUACCUGAAUAUUUCUGAUUCACUUGGCCUCCAAAAAACGGUCAUUGGUAUCUCCCAUAUGUGCGUGUCCUUGCAAGAGUGACUCUGGACAGACAGACUACAAACGGAUGGACCAUCCAGAUCCGCAGAGUCCCCUUGGAUGGCAGCAUUGCUCCAGAGACUAUCUCCUGCUUCUGGAAUUCAUUAGGGAACUUUAAAGAAGAAAGGAAAAACUUGAAUUGUGUUGAAUUACUGUAUCUUUUACCUUUUUUUUUUGGAAAAAAGAUAAACUUGUAAAUAGAGUGAUUUGAAAUACUA
Messenger RNA from Carlito syrichta (Philippine tarsier), 3217 nucleotides. RefSeq names its product Rho GTPase activating protein 26 (gene ARHGAP26). The record is from RefSeq and is a predicted model, not a curated record. The transcript is spliced from 14 exons. NCBI's taxonomy places the organism in Eukaryota, Metazoa, Chordata, Mammalia, Primates, Tarsiidae. Gene Ontology annotation, molecular function: GTPase activator activity; protein binding. Gene Ontology annotation, biological process: signal transduction. Bases 551 to 1549 code for a protein of 332 amino acids.